Molecule: messenger RNA, 1011 nt
Organism: Symbiodinium natans
Lineage: Eukaryota; Dinophyceae; Suessiales; Symbiodiniaceae
Source: the annotation of a GenBank genome assembly
GUUUCGCUGCUUCUUUACGCCGUCGCCGCUCUGAUUCUUCUGAACUGGAAGACAGCUUGGGACCAGCAGCUCCUUCACCCUUACGUGCUCUACGGGAUCAUGUUCAUCACCAUGAUUGGCAUCAUGUUCGGAGGAUUGGCCUUCAAUUUCAGAGUGUGGAGCUUCAUACUCGGGCGGAACUGCUGCCUGGGCCUUUGCGCAACUGCUGGCUGCUUCCUUCCGGGCGCCUUCAUCUUGUUCUAUGCCACUGGCAAGGCCUCUCCAGUUCUGUUCGAGCAAGAGUUUAUGGAGAUUGAGCCGCUCCAUGAUGUCGACCUUUGUAGCACAGCGGGGUGGAAAGAUUUCAAGGGGGGCAUCUACUUCGAAGACGGCGCCCUCACCCAAGAUGAGCGCAUGCCUCCGGUGAUUAAGCUCGACAUCCAGCAGUGCGUCUGGGUCCAGUCUUUGAACGCGGGAAGAGAUAGCUACUGGGCGCCUUGCUUUGCUCGACUUCGGCCAGUUUUCAACUGCGACCCCCGACUGUCGAAAACGUGCACCACUCCUCGCGCAUGCGCCUGGGCGAUCACGGCAUCUGAAGACUCGGAAGUCGUCAGGAGACCCGACCCACCGAAAGCCGCAGACUGCGGCACGCCCGGUGUAUGUGGGCUGGUGUUUGGCAUGAACUUCUUCAUGCCCGCCAUGGCGGCCAACAGCACGAACAUGAAGACCUUUCAUCAGCUACUGCAGACUGCAGGGAGGCAGUUCCCCGGGAACCUGACGGCCGAUAGCCCUUUGCUUGCCUUAGCUAACCCUGCCGAGCUCAGGAGAGCGAGUGAAGAGGCCGUAGAGAGGUUCUACAAGUUGCUCAUCGUGUACGUGCCACUUGGUGCAUUUUUGGGACUUCUGGUGGCUGCAGUCCGGGCAAGCUGGCAGACAGGCGAAUCCACGCAGACGGACACCGAGGACGACUCAACGGCUUUCGGCAGUCCCUUCCUCAAAUACCACCACGACUCAGGAUCCAACUCCGGUUGA